AUGUGCAUCUCUGGCCUUUGACCCUGAUCUGCCACCCACAAGCGUUGUCAUUACCUUCCACAAUGAGGCAAGAUCUACACUUUUACGCACAAUCAAAAGUGUUCUGCUACGGAGUCCCCCAUCUUUGAUCCAGGAAAUAAUUCUUGUGGACGACUUCAGCAAUGACCCCCAAGACUGCCAGCUUCUCACUGAGAUUCCCAAGGUGCGCUGCCUAAGAAAUGGACGUAGAGAAGGGCUGAUCCGGUCCCGGGUUCGAGGAGCUGGUGCUGCUUCGGCCUCCAUUCUGACAUUUCUAGACAGCCACUGUGAGGUCAACACAGACUGGUUGCAGCCAAUGAUCCAGAGGGUGAAAGAGGUAUGAACCUUUUAAUUUUUAUUCACUAAAUUUACUCACUUAUUUAGCAGACAUGUUUGUCCAGGGCAUUAGAACCAGUCACCUUCUGAUUGGGAGUCCUAACCCAAAACUAUAUAUAUAUAUAUGAUCAUCGUGUUAGUCAUCACAUGCAAGCUUU
This is a messenger RNA of Paramormyrops kingsleyae, 512 nucleotides long. The record is from RefSeq and is a predicted model, not a curated record. NCBI's taxonomy places the organism in Eukaryota, Metazoa, Chordata, Actinopteri, Osteoglossiformes, Mormyridae.